GUCUCUUGACUGGAGACAUGGUCAGUCUCUGUGGGGAGGUGGUGAGUUGCUGAGCCGGAUUUAGACGAUUAGUAGUGGACUUAGCAUUUACACUGAUAGGAUGGAAUAUGAUGUGUCACAGUGCAGUAAAUUGUAUAAUUGGAAUCACUUCUACGUGACCUUAAAGGACAGAGCCAGAGACCAUACAGAGCUGAACUUUUAUUGCCCUUGAUUCAUCCAUUAUUUUGGGCUUCCCCUCGUGGAUUAAGGAGCAGUGAAGCUGAGAAAAGCAGAUAGCCAUCAAUGAGUGUGACCAACUCCUCUGCCUACAGAUCGGAACGCAGCUUCCAGCAGACCUCUUCCUCCUCCUCAUCCUCCAACAACCCAUACAUGGAGAAGAGCAGGGGGCUCUUUGCAGAGGACUUUGGCUCUUUCAUGCGUCCUGGAACGGAUGCCUUGGGAUUUCCCAGUCGGACAGGGACAGCAGGGAAGAUCAAGACAAUGGGAGACAGCUACCAGUUCACAGUGGAUGUCCAAGACUUCUCUCCAGAGGACGUCAUUGUCACCACCUCCAACAACCAGAUCGAAGUACAUGCAGAAAAGUUGGCAGCAGAUGGCACAGUGAUGAACACUUUCACCCACAAGUGCCAGCUACCUGAGGAUGUGGACCCCACCUCUGUGACAUCAUCAUUGGGCACAGAGGGAACGCUAACAGUCAAGGCCCGUAGAAACCCAUCCAAGCAUGAGCUCACACAGACCUUCCGCACUGAGAUCAAGAUCUAAGAAGACAGACAGGACUCUCCCAUGAGCCAUUACCCCUGUUCCCUCACUGCCUGUAUUUUGUAAUGCUAUAUUCUGUUUUUCUCAUUUAAUGUCUUUAUCAUUAUAUGUUCAUUCUGCCCUUUAA
This is a messenger RNA of Oncorhynchus nerka (sockeye salmon), 886 nucleotides long. It is a transcript of the gene hspb7, whose product is annotated as heat shock protein family, member 7 (cardiovascular). Bases 283 to 762 code for a protein of 159 amino acids. NCBI's taxonomy places the organism in Eukaryota, Metazoa, Chordata, Actinopteri, Salmoniformes, Salmonidae. Gene Ontology annotation, biological process: heart development. The record is from RefSeq and is a predicted model, not a curated record. Gene Ontology annotation, cellular component: nucleus; cytoplasm. The transcript is spliced from 4 exons.